GAUUUACCAGGAACCUUGAUUACAAUCUCUUUUCUUUCACAUCUCCGGCAACAACCCACACUUUUCGGAACAAAACUGCACCGUUUUUGUUUCCAUCCUACACUGCUGAACCCCCUUCCUUUGUUGGGUUUUGGGGCGCAGAUUGAGUUCCAGAUAUUUCGUCUUGGGUUGGUUGCAACAUGGGCGAUUUUUCAAUCCAGAUUAGCACCAACCUUGUCAACCGACUUGCUGAAGAUGAUGAGAAGCUGAAGAAAAGAACAAAGAAAACCAAAAACAGGGUGCCACGAGAGCCUCAACAACCAAAAACUAAGGUCGAUCAGAAGCAAAUAUCUCAUGAUUCUGAAAGACAGAAAGGGAUCACAGGCACAGGAUGGCCGGUGCCGCCUCCCUUAUUUCUGCCUGUAAACCAACCUCCUUACUCAGCAAGUGCAGAGUUAGAUGCAAUUCGUUCUGUUAUUAAAGAGAGUGAGAAUGUUGUAGAAAAGUUGCGGAAGCAGGAGGAGAACAUGGUGCAGGAAGUAACACAAAAAGCUAAGGAUCUCCAUGAUAAGGAGUUCAAGAUUCCAGACCCAAAACCUAUGCUUUGUUUGGUUGAGAAUAAUGCUUGGAUGGCAUGCUACAAGGAGAAUGCUAAUGACCUAACUAAAUGUGCUUCUCUGGCUCAAAAUUUUGCGGACUGUGCUCGCAGAGUUAGGCAGCUAGCAAAAUCAGCUGAUUAGUAGACUUUGAUAGGGACAAUUUUUCAAGUCGUAGAAAGAGUGCGAACCACUUGUCAGUUAGGCAGUUUGUGUGAAACUUGAAUUUUGGCCUUUUGUCUUCUGAUUUUGUUACAAUCCUCUGCUUCUCUAUAAACGCUUUGUUAAUACACAUAUUCAAAGUGACAUGAUCUUCACCAUUUGAACUAUGGUGCUUGAACACACAAAAUUGUUUUCAUUAAUGCCUUGCCCUUUGCAAACAUUAAUUGCGUUGUUCAUUAUGUUUCUGUAAAUCUUAUGGUUUAAUAAUUACAAACAUUUAGACCUUUUCUCCA
Molecule: messenger RNA, 1030 nt
Organism: Durio zibethinus
Lineage: Eukaryota; Viridiplantae; Streptophyta; Magnoliopsida; Malvales; Malvaceae
Source: RefSeq, a predicted model, not a curated record